AGUUUUUAAAAGCCAGGACUGGGGGAAGAAUCAACACAACCCGGGGAAGAUUCAGGAAGACGAGGCCGGAAAUUGUGGUAUCCAUAGAGACGCUGUCGGAAAUCGGGGUUGCUAGGAGGCCUGCGCGCGCGUCCGCCUGAAGACCGCGUCAUGGCUGAAGUCCCAGAAGAUUACGAUUCUGGACCGGAUGAAAACGAGACGCUCGAGUCGGAGAGACCUGAGCCGCCCGGAGUUCACAGACUACCCGAAGAUGUCGGAGCGGACGCCGGGGCAGAGGCGGCCCCCGAGCCAGCCGCAGAGGCUGACCCAGAGCCGCCCGAAACCGAGCCGGGGAGCCCGCGAGAGGACGAGGCCGGCCGGGCGGAGCGCGAACAGCCGCCGGCCGCGGGCACGUGGGGGGAAGAAGAGCUGCCCCGGGCGCCCGAGAGAGAGCCGUCUGUCCAGACGGAGCCCGAGGGCCCCCGCGGGCGGGAGUCGGCGUCCUCCGCGGGCAUGGGAGGAGGGCUUGACGGCGACGUGGGGGUCGCGGUGGCCGAGCCACCCACAGAAGCCAGGCCCGAGACCGAGGGGCCGCCUCGACUUGGGGAGCCAUAUGCAGAAACGGGUCCCGAGCAGAGCGCGCUAGACUUGCCCGGUGAGGAACCAGUGGGAUCGGGUGAAGAGACAGCCCUGCCUCCCGCAGAGAUGACCGGAUCGGAGAUUGCCGAGGAGGAGCAAAGGACGGAGCCAUCGGAGGUGACGGAGCCCGAGUUUCCGGACCCUACGCCGAGAAAAUCUCCCGAGGAAGCAGAUAUCCCGCCUCCAGAAGAGACUAAGCCAGAGGUUCCAGAGGAGACGGGGCCAGGGCCGCUUGAGCAGGCCGCUCCGGACUCCUCUGAAGAGAACACAAAGUCAACCGGAGAGAAAGUUCCAGAGGCGCUGGAACAGCUCAAACCGGGACUUCCUGAGGAAGAACCAAGAGAACCAGCUGAUGAGACAAGUCCCGAGCCGCCAGAAAUGACCGCGGAAAUUCCAGAGGAGACCAGAUCAUCUGAGGGAAAGAUGCCGGAGACAACAGAAGAGACCGAUGUGGUACCACCACAGGAGACCAGAGCAGAAGUUCAAGAGGAGACAGGAGGAGGGUCGGUUGAGGAGGACAGAGUUCUAGAACCAUUGGAAGAUAGUGAACUGAAAGAUCUAAACGAGGAACAGAGAAAAUCUAGUGAGACAAUAGGACCAGUGCCACCGGAGAAGUCUAAAUCAGAACCAUUAGAAUCCAGUGAGGAGAAAGAUCCAGAGCUACUAGAACAGACUGAGUCAGAGUUUCCAAAGGAGGAACCAACAAAACCAACGGAAGUUGAAACAGACCAAGUGCCACCACAGACAGAACCAACCAAGGAGAACUUACCUGAUGAACCUGAGCUGAGAGAAGAAGAUACAGGAUUUUCCAAGGAAGAUAGGCCAGAAUCAAGCCAAUAUAAGCAUUCUGUAGACGAGAGUAAACUGGUAUACCCUGAGUACCAAACAGUAGAUUUGUUAGAAAAAGAAGCUGAUGACAAAGAAGAGUCUCCACUAGGAUCUCCUAGAGAAAGUGAAGAAGAAUCAGUUACAGAUCGUGAUUCUCAAGAACUCCUAGAAGUGCUUCAGCCUACUCGAGUCGAGGAGGAAUCCUCAAAUAUACAUCUCUUAGAUCCUUCAGUAGAAUUAAGAAAGCUCUUUAGUGAAAAGAACGUUGUAGGUUUGGCCCCAGAGUUGGAGAAACUGGAACCUGAAGCUAAGGAAUCCAAGCCAAAAAAACCGAUUGACCUACAAUUUAAGCAUCUUACAUGGAGCCCAGAGGAAGUAGCAGAGUGGAUUAGUCAGCUAGGCUUCCCUCAAUACAAGGAGUGUUUUACUACUAAUUUCAUCAGUGGCCGAAAACUCAUCCAUGUAAAUUGUUCAAACCUCCCUCAGAUGGGGAUAACGGAUUUUGAGGACAUGAAGGUAAUAUCUCGGCAUACCCGGGAGCUACUGGGAAUUGAAGAGCCACUCUUCAGCCGUACCAUCAGACUUCCCUACAGGGACAAUAUUGGCUUAUUUUUAGAGCGAAAAGGUCAUAGUGGGAUAAAAUCUGAUUCCUUGACCUUAUCUGAAUUUGUUAAAACAGAAGGACUAAAGGACUAUGAACCAGAAAUAAUUGUCUCAGAAGAGACUGAAUCAUUACUUGACACAGAGCAAUAGAGGAAAGCCAUUUUACUUAGCUUGAAAGAUCACACUGAUCUUGAGGGGAGAGGUGUGGUCUUUUCAAGUUUUGUUUUUCCUUUUCAUUAAGGAUCAGAGUUAGAACUGCUGGCUUCUGAUUCUUCCCACUUGACAUCACCCGUUGGUGUUUCAAUGUAACCCUCUGGUUAAAGAUAGUCAUAUUUGUCUUUCUAGGUAAUUAGCAGAAUUCUUGUUAAAUUCUAGUAAUAUACCUGGUGAGGAAACUAAAAGUAAAAACUCAACCAGUGGUAAUAAUGGCAAACACCUCUAAUCCCAGCACCAGGCCAGCUAAGUAAGGCAGGAGAAUCAUGAAUUGGAGGAGUCUUCGUUAUGUAACAAACCCUAUAUCAAAAAGCCACGUAAAUAAAAGAUGGUAGAUUGAGACAAUGAUGUCCUAUCAGCCAGAUAAUCCUCUGCACAGAUUUAAAAAAAUAAACCAUUUUAUGACUGAAUAAGAUUAAGCUGAGGACCACAACACAGGCAAGUUGCUAAAAGAGAUUGUAAAGACAAAAAGAAAAAAAAAUGGCUUUGUGGUCAAGGCAUUUGCCUGCAAAGCCAAAGGACCCUGGUUUGAUUCUCCAGGACCUAUGUAAGCCAGAUGCACAAGGGGGUAUGUGC
This is a messenger RNA of Jaculus jaculus (lesser Egyptian jerboa), 2838 nucleotides long. RefSeq names its product sterile alpha motif domain containing 15 (gene Samd15). The record is from RefSeq and is a predicted model, not a curated record. The transcript has 3 exons. Gene Ontology annotation, molecular function: protein binding. The coding region runs from base 151 to 2199 and encodes 682 amino acids. Lineage: Eukaryota; Metazoa; Chordata; Mammalia; Rodentia; Dipodidae.